Molecule: messenger RNA, 4021 nt
Organism: Erinaceus europaeus (western European hedgehog)
Lineage: Eukaryota; Metazoa; Chordata; Mammalia; Eulipotyphla; Erinaceidae
Gene: APOLD1
Product: apolipoprotein L domain containing 1
Exons: 2
Coding region: 16-885 (289 amino acids)
Biological process (GO): lipoprotein metabolic process; lipid transport
Cellular component (GO): membrane; extracellular region
Molecular function (GO): lipid binding
Source: RefSeq, a predicted model, not a curated record
GGGCCAGGACAGGAAAUGGCAAAUUCUCAGCAUGAGCCACGACUUUCCCAGGGCCCUCAUUGGUUCUCUGGAACUAUAAAGCAAGGCUCUUCCAGAAACAGCCUAGGAUGUUCCUUUCCUGGUAGUAGCCUGGAGACCAUGGGCAUGGAGAGGCCGACAGCCUGGGAGCUGCAGGGCGCAGACUCGCUGCGGCGCUUCCAGGGCCUACUGCUGGACCGCCGCGGCCGGCUGCACGGCCAGGUUCUGCGCCUGCGCGACGUGGCGCGGCGCCUUGAGCGCCUGCGCAGACGCUCCGUGGCGGCCAACGUGGCGGGCAGCUCGCUGAGCGCGGCGGGAGCCGUGGCCGCCAUCGUGGGGCUGUCGCUCAGCCCCGUCACCCUGGGAGUCUCGCUCAUGGCCUCGGCCGUCGGGCUGGGGGUGGCCACCGCCGGCGGGGCCGUCACCAUCACUUCCGACCUCGCCCUGCUCUUCUGCAACUCGCGGGAGUUGCGGAGGGUGCAGGAGAUCGCGGCCUGCUGCCAGGACCAGAUGCGGGAGCUGCUGGGCUGCCUCGACUCGUUCUGCCGCGGGCAGGGCCUGGGCGGCGACCUCCGGCUGCUGCAGUGCGGCAGGAACGCCUCCAUGGCCCUCUACAACUCCGUCUACUUCAUCGUCUUCUUCGGCUCGCGCGGCUUCCUCAUCCCCAGGCGGGCCGAGGGGGCCAGCAAGGUCAGCCAGGCCGUGCUGAAGGCGAAGAUCCAGAAGCUGGCCGAGAGCCUGGAGGCCUGCACGGGGGCCCUGGACGAGCUCAGCGAGCAGCUGGCGGCCAGGGCCCAGCUCCGCACCAAGACCGGUGGCUGCGACCUCAAGAUCUCCGCGGAGCGGCCCCCAGGGGUGUUUUUCUGAGAACGUUCAUGCCCCCCCCCCAUGACUUGAGGCCAGAAAACUCCUCCCCACCACCCCGGUGGGAUGCUCCAGAGGAGUAGCUCCCUCAGGAAAACACCUAACUCGAGUUGGAAGCCGCAUGCAAAGGAUGAGGGGGAAAAAACAAAAACUGUGCUUAAAGUGAGGGUGUCCUCAGAGCCCCACCCUUUCCAUCACUGUCGAGCCAUGCUGGGACUUUUUGUCUAUCCCAGUGGGAGAUGGGACCUGAAAGUCCUGUUUUCCCUUUAUCACACGACCCUGCUUCAUUCUCCUGAUGUCAGGUUGUUGGGAGUCCUGCCUUUGCAUGGUGGAUAGAGCUGAGGCCGGGGAGGGUGUAGACAUGCCCGCUAUGGGACUCCUCUCCAAGCCCUUCUAGGACCUGGGGUGCUCAACAGGCCUGUGAGAGGAGACCCAAGCUUUAUUGUAGACCCUCCCCCAGAGUAGCUGAGUUGAAGGAAUUGUAGAGGCCAGAGCAGAUCCCACCCCUGGGAGACUGACUGCAGGACCCAAGGGCAGUGACUCCUCUGCCAGGCUCUACCCGCCCAUCUCAGCUUGUCCACUCACAGGGCCAGCCUGGUGGUGGAGAGACAGGGCUGGCUUCCUAGCUGGACCUCCAGUCCCUCAGAGGGGACAUCAAUUGAAUGGUCAGCUAAGACCUUCCCUCCCCAGCCCCCACCCCCGGAAAUAAAUUAUGCUAUUGAUUGAAAUCACAGGGAAGAGAGACAUGGAUUUGGAGGCAGACAGUUCUGGGUUUAUUACAGGGUUUGCAGAAUCAUUCUUAGAAAGUCAAGGACAGUGUGCCCGAAAUGAAAGAAUGUGUGUGCACUUCAGUCAGUGUCCUGGGGACGGUUCCCCUUGUGAACUAAGGGAUACAACAGCCAAAGCCCUCUAGAGGGCAGUGUUGUCCACGCGCUGCAGAAAUUGGUACAGAGAGGAAUGCAAACUUUUUUAAAUUGACCCUCCUUACCGUCUCCAAAAAACCGCCUGCCCACGUAUUGUUAUUAUUAUUUUAAUUUAUUUAAACCUGUUAUUUAAUUACUGUUUAUUAUUUGAAUUUAAGUUUAUUUAAUCACUUUUGGAAUAUAACAAGAACAGCGAGUUCCUGAGCAGGGAGCUACUGAAAGCUCUUCAGGUGAUGAAGCAUCGCUCCCCUGGAAUAAAUCUCUCUUUUCUGAGGGGGUGCAUUAAAUGAUCCUUUUAAAUGAGUAUGAGGAGUUCUGUAUGGAGAUCUUGAUGGAGCUUAGGCAGACUCCAGGAGACUUGGCUUGUGGGUUGAACAUGAAGCAGACAUACUUAUCCCCAAGGUACUUUGCCAGCAGAUCACACUUGACCUGCAAAGUUCAGUUUAGGGGGGAACACCCCCACCCCCCACCCCACAUGUGAAGGAAGAAGUCAGAUCUUGGCACCAGACAUCCUGAGAUGUAAUGUCUGUUGGGAACUUAACUUGUUAGGGUAACUGUUAGAACCCUUUGUUUAAUUAUUUAAGGUGUCUCCAAUUUCCCCCACUCUAUCCCUGGGCUUCCCAGUGAUGACUGUGUCAGAGAUAGCGUGACUUCGUCGGUGUUACAGAGAGGGGUUGGUGUUUCUGCAUUUUUUGGGUCAGUUCUGUAACUUGCAACUAAAAGCCUGGUUUAUGUUUAAGUUAAUCCUGGUUUUGCUUGCUUCCUUUCUUUCCUUUGUUCUUACCUGGUCACUGCUCAUCUCUGGUUUAUGGGGUUGUGGAGGAUUGAACCUGGGAUCUCAGAGCCUCAGGCGUAAGAUAGUCUGUUUGCAUAGCCAUUAUGCUUUAUUCCCCCACCCUCUGUUUCUUUUUAAAGGGAUGUCAUAUCCUAGACUGCCUUGCUUUCAGUUCACCAGAAAGUACUUCGCUCUGUCGCUGGGUUUAUGUCCUCAAGGUACAGCCAUUCACUAGCUUCAUCUUUUACUAAUGUUCAACUUUGAAUAGUCUUCCAAUGCUGAGCUAGUGGCCAGAGGUCAUCUGAAUCAGCAAACUUCCCUAUCAUGAAGGGGAUGUUGAGUAGUUCCAAGUCCUAAACUCAGAUCAUUCCCAUGGCCCACUUUACAUCUCGAGAAGUGUGGUCAGUAAAUGCACUAGAAUAGUUUAGUGAUCGGUUUAGUGCUACCGAUAGGGACAUGUUUAUAAUGAAAGGCCAUUCAUCCUCUUACACACUGGUUGUAAAGAAUAGCACUUGUAGGGGGCCAGGCAGUAGUACAGGGGGUCAAAUGCACAUGGCACAAAGCACAAAGAUCGGCGCAAGGAUCCGGGUUUGAACCCCCGGCACCCCACCUGCAGUGGGGUCACCUCACAAGUAGGGAAGCAGGUCUGCAGGUGUCUAUCUUUCUCUCCCCCUUUGUCUUCCCCUCUUCUCUCCAUUUCUCUCUGUCCUAUCCAAGAACAACAAAAGCAAUAACAGCAACAAGGGCAACAAAAGGGAAAAAAUGGCCUCCAGGAGCAGUGUCAGAGUGCAGGCACUGAGCCCCAAUGAUAACCCUGGAGGCAAAAAAAAAAAAAAAAGAAUAGCACUUGUACCUGGAUUUAGCCAGUCUCAUUUCAGUGGACCCUAGAUACCAAUAUUUAUUUUUGUAUGUGUGGGAAUGUGAAUACAUUUUUUUUCUUAAUGCCUUCAUUCUAUACACAAGCAUGGAAAUGGUAUGUUGUAAAGGCAAGCAAGAAGAGGACUGUUGGGAGUUGGGUGGUAGUGCAACGGGUUAAGCACAUGUGGCGCAAAGUGCAAGGACCAGGGUAAGGAUCCCGGUUCUAGCCCCUGGCUCCCCACCUGCAGGGGAAUGGCUUCACAGGUGGUGAAGCAGGUCUGCAAGUGUCUUAUCUUUCUCUCCCCCUCUCUGUCUUCCCCUCCUCUCUCCAUUUCUGUCUGUCCUAUCUAACAACUACAGCAUCAAUAGUAACAACAACAAUAAAAAACAAGGGCAACAAAAGGGAAAAUAAAUAUAACAAAUUUUUAAAAAGAAGAGGACUAUUUAUAUUACAAGUGUACUUCAGAAACAUGCCAGUUUGAAAUACAUAUACUAAAGGUUUAAGUGCUCCUGCUAUUUUAUUGGCUUUACAUUGACUUGGAUUUUUUUUCCCACAAUAAAGGAGGUUCAUUUUGGUCCUGCA